Messenger RNA from Apis laboriosa (Himalayan honeybee), 5872 nucleotides. It is a transcript of the gene chb, whose product is annotated as CLIP-associating protein 1-A. Gene Ontology annotation, biological process: mitotic spindle assembly. The coding region runs from base 407 to 4627 and encodes 1406 amino acids. The transcript has 25 exons. The record is from RefSeq and is a predicted model, not a curated record. Gene Ontology annotation, cellular component: mitotic spindle; microtubule organizing center; cytoplasmic microtubule. Lineage: Eukaryota; Metazoa; Arthropoda; Insecta; Hymenoptera; Apidae. Gene Ontology annotation, molecular function: microtubule binding.
CGUUACAUUAGAAUGUUCGUUAUUAUUUUUUGUGCAUGAUACAAGUAAAAUGCGAGCAAUAUAUGCUGUUUAAAUGAGUGACAUUUGAUGAAAUUUUAUAUGAGAAAUUGUGAAAUAACAUCAUUCUUGUAGCAUCAUAAUUUUGGAAUAACUCGUGCGACAACCGUUGUGAGACAAUCAAAGAAAAAGUACUGUUUUGCGUAUGGCUUUUAAACUGCACGGAUAGUUUCAUAUCGCUGUUAACCGUGUUCUUGGUGAAAAACAUCAUUGACAUGACGAAAGACGUGUGUUUAAUUUUCGUGCAUUGUGAAACUACGACAAGCUAUGUGCUUUGACGUGCACGAGUGAAAACUAGUUUCGUUCAAAGACUCGUGAAGGUGUGGAGACGACGUGCGUGUUAGCCACCAUGGCGGUGAAUCCGCGUGAUAUGGAUGGUUUUAUGCCGCUCCUGUCAACGACGGACAUCAAGAAAAAGUUAAAUGUUGGUAGUUUGCUGUUGAAUUAUUUAGGAGAUGCAACAAAGAGUAUCGAAUGUCAAGACAUCGGACAGUUUAUCGAUAACAUCAUACCAUGGUUAAGCAACGGCAAUCCUAAGGUCGUCCAGAAUGGUUUAGAAAUCCUCACGUUUCUAGCGGAUCGAAUGGGUCACGACUUCAAACCUUAUAUUUCCACUAUUAUUCAACCAACAAUAGAUCGACUGGGUGACAGCAAAGAUGCGACACGAGAAAAAGCGCAGCUAGUGCUUCUUAAAAUAAUAGAAAAAGGAUGUAUGACUCCUCAACAACUUUUGGAUAGACUGCGGCCGGCCUUUAAUCAUAAGAAUGCAAAAUUACGGGAAGAAGCUCUAAUUUUGUUAACAACAACGUUGAACGAACACGGCGCUGAUGAAAUGAUGUUGUCAGGAGUGAUUCCGAGUAUCGUAAAAUUAUUAUCAGAUCCAUCUGAAAAAGUGCGAGAAACUGCUUUGAACACAUUAGCGGAUAUCUACAGACACGUUGGCGAGAGAUUACGCGUGGAUUUGCAGAGAAAGCACAAUGUACCGCAAGCUAAAUUACUGUUGUUGAUAGAGAAAUUCGAUCAAUUGAAAGCGGCCGGCGACCUGCUGCCUCUAGCAAUGUCUUCGGAUGUUGGGAAAAUCUCUGAUGAAACAGAUAGAGCUAUUAAAUCAGCUCCUGUGAAAAGAUCAGCUGCUCCUCUAAAAAGAGGACAAUUUGGUCCAGCAAAAACUUCAUCUUCAACUCUAGCUCAAGCUGGUGCUGUCGAUGAAGAAACUUUCCUUACAACAUUCGAAGAUGUGCCAUCCGUAAAUUUAUUUUCCGCAAAAGAUCUUGAAGAGCAAAUGAAAACUAUAAAAGAUAAUGUUGGUGAUGAUAAAAAAGAUUGGAAACAAAGGACAGAAAGUAUGAAAAAAUUAAGAGCAAUCAUUAUCGCAGGUGGUACGAAUUUCGAAAACUUUUUAGAAAAUUUGAAGAAUGUUCAAAGACCUUUUGAAGUUGCUUGCAUGGAUCUUAGAUCGCAAGUAGUAAGGGAAGCUUGCAUUACUUUAGCAUAUCUUAGUCAACAGUUAAAAAAUAAGUUUGCCAGCUUUGGAGAAGCAGUCUUAUUCACCUUAAUGAAUCUCAUACAAAAUAGUGCCAAGGUUGUGGCAACAGCUGGUGCCGUAGCAGUAAGGUUUAUUCUUCAAAAUACACAUUGCAGUCGUUUUGUGCCAAUUAUCACAUCGUGCUUAAGUCACAAAAGUAAAGACAUACGUCGAGCUUCAUGCGAAUAUCUAAAUCUAAUUUUACAAAUAUGGCCUACUCAAAUAUUACAAAAACACGUGACUACAUUGCAAGACACGAUCAAGAAAGGUAUUGCAGAUUCAGAUUCGGAAGCAAGAGCUUUUGCUAGGAAAUCGUACUGGGCAUUCAAAGAUCAUUUCCCGGAACAAGCAGAAGCAUUGCUCAAUAGCCUUGACACUGCAUAUAAGCGUUCGUUAAUGUCUCUCAGCAAUAGCGGUAGCAUUAACAGUUUAAAUGUAGUUACGAGAUCAGCGAGCGUUAGUCCCCGAACAUCCAGACCAGUCAUGAGUGUUACAGAUCGUGGAACUUCUAGUGUUAGGUCGACUAGUGCGAUAGAUUUGCAAGCCGCACAAAGAGCUAAAGCGAGAAUGAUGUAUGCGAACAUGAGUAGACAGAAAGCAUCGCUUCCACGUCCUAGCAAAUCACCAGACACAACUGCUGUUGCUAGUCCAGAAAGAACGGCAAGAACAAGAACUCGAAUGUCUGGAGUGUCGCAAUCUCAGCCUAGCAGUAGAUCAGGAUCUCCAUCAUCAAGACUGAGUUAUGCAACUUAUAAUCGUGAAGGAGAAUCGUUAAUUGCAAGACCUAGACGGUUAUCUGGACAUGGAAUCAGAAGUACUGGUAAUAGUCGUGAGCCAAGCCCACAAAGGUUUGGAAUGGACAGAAGUUUUGCAAGCAAAAUACGAGGAAGAAGUUUACAUAUGUCUCCAACGGAUAGACCUCAAUCCAGACCAGUCAUGGCACAAAAGAUGUUGCAACAAUCACGCGAAGCAGAAUCAGCAUUGGCGGAUGCGCUUACAUUUGAAAAUAUUGAUAAUUAUACAAGAACACCAAGAGGAAAAGGUGAUCACAGCGAUGAUAGUGAAACUAGCAGCAUAUGUUCUGAACGAAGUAUGGACAGUUUUAGACGACCAAACGAUUCGUUCUCAUGGAGUGGCUCUCAACAAAGACUAUAUCGUGAUAUGUGGGAUCAGUCUAUCCCAAAGGAUAUUAAGGAAAUUAUAGAAAAUUGUGCACAUAAACAUUGGGGCGAUAGAAAAGAAGGUUUAGUUGGAUUACAACAUUUUCUUUCAAACGGAAAUACGCUUACAGCUACGGAAUUGCGAAAAGUAACGGAUAUUUUUACGAAAAUGUUCAUGGAUUCUCACACAAAAGUAUUCAGUUUAUUUUUGGACACAUUGAAUGAACUAAUAACUACUCAUAGUGAAGAUCUUGGCGAUUGGCUUUAUGUUUUAUGUGCAAGACUUUUGAACAAAUUAGGCACUGACUUACUUGGUUCGAUACAAGCAAAAAUUCAUAAAACGCUUGAAGUUGUUAGAGAAUAUUUCCCAGGAGAGCAACUUUUACCUGCUGUAAUGAGGUAUUUAACAGAUCCAACACAAACUCCAAAUUCUCGCGUAAAAGUGGCGACGCUUAUGUUUAUUACACAAAUAGCAGAAACAGCACAACCAUCUGCACUUAAUAGUUCUGCAGGAACAGCAUUAGCAAGGUUACUUGAUUGGUCGAAUGAUGUUAAAAGUCAAGAAGUCAGAAGACAUGCACAAAAUGCUGUUAUAUCGCUAUAUAAUUUAAAUCCUCCAAAAGUGACUAUGAUAUUAGCUGAAUUACCGAAGUAUUAUCAGGAAGCGGCAUUGCCAUUAGUACAGAAUCAUUUAAGAAAAUCAUCAGGUUCGAGUAAUCCUGCAUCUCCUGGAACUCCGCCUCCUAGAGCACAGAGCUCACCAGCUCGUUCGAAAGGUAAAACUGAUAUCGACAAUGCGGAUGAAAAUUUGGAAGAAGUUUAUAAAUCCUUAAGACGUACAACAGCUGAAAUACAAAAUUAUGGUUUUGAACGUUUAGAAAGAGCAACUACUAGUAAAGAUAGUGGAAUUAGCAAUAUGGCUGAUGUAGAAGAAAAAAUGGAAGGACUUACAUUAUGCAAUUCGGGUCGUUCAUCUUCCGUUUCUUCUCCUACCCAAAGAGGACGAUCUGUUACUAAUAUUACAGUAAAUGGUUCAAGUGAUACUAUUGCAGGAGAUCUAAUUCUACCUCAAGAAAAUAAUGGUUACAAAACGCAUGGUUCAUCACCUGAUUCGAUAAAAAGGCCAGAAGUUUUAGAUAAUAUGAUUAAAACAUUACAAUCUAAAAUGACACAAACCGAAGAAAAAGUAUCAGCAUUACAAGAAUUUCAAUUAUACGUUCGUGAGGGAGAUGCCUUGUACAUUAAACAAAAUUUUAAAAAACUGCUCAAAACAUUAUUAGAUAGUUUGACUAACGAUAGUAAGAAGAUGCAAGUAGAAGUACUUCAAACUCUAAUUGAUAUGCUUAAAUGUACGGAACUUGUAGAUAGUUUUUCUGUUUAUCCUGAAUUACUGGUUUUAAAAGUGAUUAACGCGUAUAAGUUAGAUGAUCAAAAACAAGAUUCUUCCAGUAGCAGUAAUUCCAGAUCUCCAGUUCUAUGGAUGGCGGAAAAGUGUGCUGCAACGAUAGCAAUGGUUUUAAAACCAGAACAAGUUAUUCACUUAGUAUCAACUAUAAUAACUACUGAACCAUAUCCCUUGAAUAUGGGCGCAAUAAAAAUGCUUCAUAAGGUUGUGGAACAUUGGGGUCGUGAUGCAAUAGAACCUCAUUUAUCAAAAGUUAUGCCUGGUCUUAUCAAAGCAUAUGAUGAUACUGAAAGUGCAGUACGCAAAAGUGCUGUAUUCUGUAUGGUAGCAAUACACUUGGCAGUUGGUGAAGAGUUGUUGAAACCUCAUCUCAGUUGUUUAUAUACCAGCAAAUUGAAGCUUUUAAACAUUUAUAUACAACGCGCGCAACAAGCGAACAGUCAACCAGCAAGUCCACGUAGCAAUAAUAGCAAAAAUUAACUAACACCAAAUUCCGCGACACUUAGGAUCGCGAUACUUAAAAGAUUUGCUCGUUUGAGUGCAAGACAUGAACGAAUGCUGGUUAGCUUCCUUAGUAAGUCCAAUCCGUGACAAUUAUCAUCGAACGAUAGAACAAUACAAGUCGAUGUUUUUCAAUAUGAUAGACUGAUCUGCAUGAUUUCACAGCAAGGUGUGUGCGACAUACCUGACCUCCUGACAGUGAUGUUGCACAAAAGCAGGUAGUAUACAAGUUAUUUAUGCAUAUUGUUUUGUUUACCAAAAAUUUAUACCUAUUGCAAUGAGAGAAUUGCUUUAGAUGUAAGAUUUCUCCAGUCAUAAUAUAUAUAUUUUUUAUUGAUACGUUACAUCUUGAUAUUAAGUUGCAGCGUCGUUUCUUAUGAAAGAAAGAAGAAAAGCUUUAAAAAAAAAAAAAAAAAAAAAACUCCUCCGUAUGUUAUGCAGCUCAUAAAGAAUAGUAUCGUGCCUCUUGUUCACUUUGUGAUUUUUGUAUACUUUAAAUUUUGUUCGCUAUUCGUUAGGAUAUUGUAUAUAUUUAGGUAUCUCAGUGUAUUGUUGUGCAUCUUUUAGAGUUGAUUGCGAUGAUUUAAUAGGAAUGUGAUUCCAAAUAAUUUAAAUGUCGACUCGAUUGAAAGUAUGAGAAGACAGUGCGACAUCACUGCCGAGAGACUCAUAUAUUUUGUAAGCAGAAUGGACGUGAAUUGCCAAUUAUAACGGUACCGAAAACAUUAUAUAAAAAUACAUUAUACGCUUGUUCGCCGAUUUACAAACAUCGCUAAUAUUAUUGCACGUGGCAAUAAUUUUGCUGUGCACUUUGCAAUGAAUAAGUUAGAAGGGAAAUAAAGACUCGGUAAUAUCAAGAUGAGAAUGGGCGUUAUAUUUGGUAUCGGCUCUGUACAACAGUGAUAAUGAAUAAAUUUCAUAUAAAAUAUUUUUUUCGUAUUUCAGCAUUAACGAAACAAGACUCUCGCGAGUAUCGUAUUUGUUAAUGAUUACAUGUAUGCAUAAUACGAUUGUCACGGGAGCUUUUAUAAAACACGUAUAAGUGGAAAUGUCGAAAAAGACAUAAUGAAUUUAUUUGUUCAAAAUCCAUGUGCUAGUCAGUUUCCAAGGACGCACAAUGAUCCAAGAGAUGCAGACGAGAUAAAGUUCAGAAGUUUUCUCAAAAAAAAAAAAAAAAAAAAAAAAAAAAAAAAAAAAANAAAAAAAAAAAAAAAAAAAACAAAA